AUGAAACAAGCCCGAGAAACUCUCCAUUUUUGCAAAAGCAGAAACUCUCCUGGCACCUGCACGGCCAUCAAGGGCUUGAAUCUUCUCCCGUCCAGCUCUAUCAGUUCCUUCUGGAGAUAUGAAGCAUCUGGUUCUUCAUUGCUAAAACGUGAUCCCAUCACUAUUUCUGGUGAGAUAAAUGCUUAUGAUGGUGGAAGCAAUCUAUCACCUCUCUUGCAUAAAUAUGAGACGAGCAUUGAAGGGUCAAGAGCCUCUGCUUCAGAAGUCAGUGGCGAAGUAGUGAAAUUACCUACGGUCUCCCCAAUAGAUCAGAGUUCACCCGCUUCUACUUUGGGCUUGGAACUUAAUUUAGAGCAACAAACACAACGACGUAGACUUUUCACUUUAAAUCAAAUAAGUUCUGCCAUUGCAGCAGCAGAGGGUACCCGCCUUUUUUGUUCUGCAAUCAUAGCUAUUUUUGUUAUGUUAUCAUAUCUAGGAUUUCCUUUACCAGGCAGCUACAUCAUAAAGAGCAUUAUAAGCUUUAGGCCGCUGUAUAUAGUUUUGCUCACCAAUGCAACGAUUGUGCUUACACGACUUACUUUUGAUAAACAAAGAGAUUUUGAAUGGGCUACCAGAGAUGAAAGUGAAACUCCACUUAAUGGAUAUGGUUGGGCUGAAUAAUUAACUAAGGGUUUGGAGAUGGGUCUGGUGAUGCAAGGCAUUUGAUGCUGUGUUCAUGGAUUGCAGUGUGUAUGUGAUUACUGUCAUAUGUGGCCUCUCCCUUUUACAGCUAUUCACCUAAUCAGCUGAUAAUAUUUUUGUUUGUUUGCUUGCUCGCAUGUGUGUUGAUUUAUAUAAUUUUAUGAAUUAGCCCUCAUUGAAAUCGGCUAACCUUCCCACCCA
Molecule: messenger RNA, 885 nt
Organism: Carya illinoinensis
Lineage: Eukaryota; Viridiplantae; Streptophyta; Magnoliopsida; Fagales; Juglandaceae
Exons: 2
Coding region: 1-663 (220 amino acids)
Source: RefSeq, a predicted model, not a curated record